AUGCAAAAAAAUGAUUAAAAUUAAAAUACAGGUUGUUUAUGUUUUGGGAAGAAACAAAAAGGAGAAUUCCCUAAAACUUUCAAAAAAUCUGAAAAAAUACUUAAAAAAUAUAAAGAUAAUAGUUUAGAUGUAUUAGUUUAACAUUUUCUUAGAUUUCAGAUGAUGCUAUUUUAGAAGUGAUGAUUAGAUUAUAUAUAUCAGAGAAUAAAAGCAAAGCUAUUGAUAUGCUUUAAAGAUGCCGUAUCAAUCCAAAUUAUCAAACAAAUUUAAUUAGAAAUGAUUUGGAAUAUUUUAUCCCUUAGUUAAUUAACUUCUUAGUGUUUCACUAACAACUUCAAGAUGAAAGAUUAAUCUAAUUCAUAAAUAAUGCAUCUUAAAUAGACUUUUUUUUUGCUCAUCUUGUCUACUUCUAAUUAAAGAGUUUAUCUUAAAUUGUUGCUCAUAAUAACAGAAUUGAACUUAAAAUAGUACAAAAGUUUGUAUAAGAAUUUGAAUAAAAAAUGACAUUGAAUUACUAAGGCAAUUUAUUAAUAGCAACUUAAUUUUUAAAGAUUCAUCUUGAUGAUUCUAUAACAAGUUCUACAUUAAGAAAAUCAAUAACAAGUUUAUCAAGUAAAAAAAUUAAACAGGAAGUCUAUUAAGGGUCUUUAAGAAUCAAAUCUAUUAAAUAAAAUGAAGUAGUAAGACUUUAUGGAACCAAUUAAUGGGAACAAGAGAUGUCAAAUAAAAGUCCCUCAUAAUAUUUAGUAAGAAAUCAUGAAGAUAUUGAAUUAGAAGAUUACAUAUCAAUUUUUGAAAAUAAUGAAGAUAUUAUUAAACCUAUUGAUACUGCUUUUUAAUCUAAUAUUAACUUUUGGUAUGAUGUUACAAAAAUUUGUGAUGAAUUAUCAAAAUCCAAUUCUAAAACUGAAUAUUUACAUAGUUUACUAAAUAAAAUGAAUAUUAAUUUACCAGCUGCUGUCUAUGUACCUUUUGUUAAGAAUUCAAUUAGAAACUACGCUGUCUUAAAUAUAGUAUCUAGAGAAAGUAGAGUAUUCUCUACCAAAAUGAGAAGUCCUUAUAGUUUAACACUUGAAAUCUAUAGACCUGAAAUAGAGGAAGAUUAUAAUGAAUAGUAAUUAAUUGAUAAAUAAAUGUCUUUAGCUAUAAAAACUAGUGUAUUUUUUAUUAUUUUAUAUAUUUAUAUAGAUGAUAAAAACCUAAAGUUAAGUCAUUAUCUAAGAAUAAUUAAAUGCUUAAAUGAAUAGAACAUAUUCUCUUGCAGAAGCAUAAAAUACAUUUAAUAAUGAAUUUUAAAAUAUCAAGUUCAAUUAAUUUAAUUAUUAAAAUAAUGAAUAAGAAUCAGAUUGA
Messenger RNA from Paramecium pentaurelia, 1350 nucleotides. Lineage: Eukaryota; Ciliophora; Oligohymenophorea; Peniculida; Parameciidae. The record is from the annotation of a GenBank genome assembly.